UUUCUUUUUCGCUUGCUCUCUCGUGUCUCCGGCGGCCUCUCCGGUUCUCCCGGCCUCGACAAUCUCGCCUUGCGGUGGCGUGUGUGUAAGCUCCGCGCUCCCGCCGCGUCAACGUGCUAGAACCGCUGGAAGAUGCUUGCCCGGUCUCUUCGAAUCAUCAGAACCAACGUGCGGUACUCUUGGAGCGCUGCCGACCAGCCUAAGAAAGAUGCCGAGAAAGCAAGGUCUACAUUUAUGUUCAAUGAGCUUGAAGUGGAGCUCGUGCCAGCUGCCAACAGGAAACCAAAGCCCGACCCCUCGAAGCUGCUAUUCGGCCAAGACAUGAGUGACCACAUGUUGACUGUGAGAUGGACCAGUGCUGAAGGCUGGGGCAAGCCGAAAAUAUCACCUCUACGCAAUCUGGAACUUCAUCCUGCAGCCAAGGUUCUUCAUUAUGCUCAAGAGCUGUUCGAAGGCUUGAAAGCGUACCGUGGCCACGACGACAAGAUUCGACUGUUCAGGCCAGAUAUGAAUGUGCGACGACUUCUAAACUCCGCUGCGAGACUCGACUUUCCCAAAUUCGAUGCAGACGAGUUCUUGAAAUGUCUUUCAAGGCUUGUGUCCAUUGAAAAAGAGUGGGUUCCCAACUACCCCAUGAGUUCCCUCUACAUCAGGCCAACACUGAUAGGCAUUGAGCCCACACUGGGGGUCGCACGAUCCAACGAAGCUCUUUUCUUCGUCAUCUUGAGCCCUGUUGGUCCCUACUUCCGUACCGGCAUCAAGCCGGUGUCCCUGCUCGCCGACCCCAAGUAUGUCAGAGCUUGGCCUGGAGGCACUGGUGACAAGAAGCUUGGCUGCAACUAUGCACCAACCCUCAUGGUGCAGAACGAAGCUGAGAAACUGGGUCUUCAGCAAGUCCUCUGGCUUUUCGGAGAGGAUGAGCAAGUCACUGAAGUGGGUGCCAUGAACGUCAUGGUGCUUCUCAAAAACAAGGAUGGAGGCACUGAGCUGGUGACACCGCCGCUGUCUGGAAUCAUUCUGCCUGGUGUCACUCGCCAGAGUGUUCUUGACCUCACAAGAGAAUGGAAUGAAUUCAAGGUCUCUGAGCGUAAAAUUACCAUGGCAGAAAUAAGGGAGGCCAUUAAAGAAAACAGGUUGCUGGAGAUGUUUGGCUGUGGGACAGCCUGCGUCAUCUGCCCAAUAGAGCGGCUGUACCACAGAGGCGAGAACCUGCACAUUCCCACCAUGGAGCAGAGCAGUCCGCUGGCCAGACGAGUGCUGAAGGCCAUCUCAGACAUUCAGUACGGAGUCGUGCCACACAGCUGGGGCAUAGAAAUCGAGUGACCUAGGACAUCAAACUGAAUAGCGCAAGCCAUGGUUACAUACUUUCUCGGAUAAAGUUUCCCACUGGAACGUUUCCCACUGGAACUAUUGGAUGCGUUAGCUGUAAGGGAACAGACUGGAGACAGUGGAUGGCUUCUGAAGAGACACCCUUCUCAUGUUUCUGUUUUUUUAUAGAUAUAUAUAUAUCUAUAUAUAUAUAUGUGUGUGUGUAAUUUUAUUUCUUGUUCUUAUAUUUCCUGUGUUUAUGGUCACUGUUCUACCACAUCUGCUCUCCUCAUGUCUGUUUUGUGGACUCAGCUGACAACAAAAAAGACAUUUCUUAAAAGUUACUUAUAGUGUGGAAACAAAACCAAGUGAGAGGUUGUGUCUUGCACAGGCAAAUUGUGAGUAUCAUUGAAUGUGUUGUUCAGUGCUAAUUGGAACACUGCAGUGGUGUUACGAAUGGCUUGUGCAAAAAGAAGGGAAAAAAUGUUUUCAGUUUUUUUUUCUCUUUCUUUUCUUUUUUUUUUUCAGUUUUCACAGGCGUCAGCGCCUUAUGUGACAGAUGCGUAAUGAUCCUGAGUUUCAUCUCGUGAAAUUUAUCACGUGUGCAGUGUAUUGUGCUUUCCAGUUCUUGGAGAAUUGUUUUCAAUAGCUCUUCUCUCCUGUUGUACAGCAAUUCGUAUGCGUAACGUGAGGCUGUAAUGGCAAGUGAAUAAUCUCGUUUUAGUGCUUUUUAGGAAAUUCCGAAGUUGCGCAUUUUCUACGCAUGCAUGCUGUCAUGCUUUCACAUGCUGCUGGUUUGUGGCAGUCAACUAAGUGCCACGAUUCGUAUUUUGUAUGUUUGUUUUGUCAGUGUGCAUUAGGAUGAAGUCAUGAUUAAUUGCAAGUACUAAUUUUAUUAACCCCACUGAUUUUUUCUCAAUGUUGGGCCAUCUGAUGGUUUUUAUGGUUAAAUUUUGGUUAGAAGCAACCAACUCUGUAGAAUUAUAGCAAUAAUCUAUAAAUUGUGCAGUUGGUGUUAGUUUAGGGCUGAAUUUGCAUAUUUUAUGUACAUUUUCAUAAGGCGCAUUUUUCGGCAAUUUGUGUUAUACUAUACGUGACAGUAUACUGUACGUUAGAUUAUCUUUUCUUGUGCUUGUGUUGAUUUCUACAGAAACACAGCCCCUGUUUUCUCACCAUGCUUGUAAUGUCCUUCCUUGAGUGAGCAGGACCAAGCAUCUUCCAGCAUUUCUCAACUCUUGCACAAAGCACAUGUUAAUGUCACUGGUAGCAAUGCCUGUGAUAACGCUCCUGCUCCUAAAUAUAAGGUGUGGUCUAGUCAGGAAAACAAUGGUUGUAACGACUUCAAUACUUUUUUGCAUGCACUUCCCUUCUUCUCUUCAUGUCCUCGCCAGAGAUUAUCUACAUCUGCAUGCUUUGUAAGUGCACUAUAUAAAGCAUGAACAUUUUAGGUAUGAGGUAACUUAAGUGUCUUUCUUUUUCUAAGGGGUUAUAAAUGCACAUCAACAACUGCUUUAGCUACAAGCAGAAGUGCAUUCCUCUUAAGGCCAAUCUCCACGGAGCGAAUAAGCAACAAAUCUUCUAUGCCUGUCGCCCGACGUCCAAAAACUGGCUGUUCGCCGUCAGUCUACUCUCUCCAGAUGUUUGCUACCCAGCGAACGCCGACAUUGGAAUCGGUUGCGCACGCUGGAGAGCUUAGACCAAUGAGACCAUAGCAGAGCUGUUCGCUUUCGUUGGUCGCCCAGGCCGAGCUCAUCUGGUCACAAUGACUCCUCCUGGGCUGGGAUGGUGGCACGAUUGGCGGCGUUCACCCACUCUUGCUUCCUUGGAGUGUGGGGCUAUGAAUACGCUGCAGCACUUCAUGCUGAAAUGUUCGUCACGCAAAAUUUGUCAUGAAAGUUCGCGUUUCAAGUUUUUUGGCAUUUUCGCAAUAUAAUCAUGUACCAACAAGCCACUCUUAUGGCCUUUAGAUGUUCAUCGCUUUUCUUUUUCUUUUCUUUCUUUUUUUUUUUUUUUUCCUCUUUCCGUUCUGGAGAAAUUGUGGAGGAUCAGAGUCCAGACAGGUAUUAUAGAGUGUGUGUGCUUUCUUUUUCUUUUUUUCCAGAGCAGGAAGGUAUCUUAUACUAAUCUCUUUGAGCAAACUGCAAGCUGGCCUAAUAUGCGGAAUGAAGUGGAAUUAAUUGCCACACCGAGUGGUGAUGGAAAAUAAACAUCUAUGCUUCUGGUAGUUAAGGUGGCUCGGUGGCAUGUCACAUUUAUUUGUCCAUACUCUUACGUAAUUUGUUCCAACCAUUAAAAUUAUUAGUGAGAGCUAAUCGUGCUUCCAUUGAGCCUCUUGCCACAAAAGACGGGCAACCUUCAGCACGGCACCACCGUGAAGAAAGCAACGUGGCUCGAUUUCCCUCCACCAUCGCCAUUGCUGCUACUACAGUGUUCAUCACCUCGAACAAGAGAGCCUCGUUCUGCCUUGUCGGUGCACCAUAAUUGAGUGUCCUCUUGUGUCUAGCUGCCUGUGCAGUCAACUUGUUGCGAGCGAUCAGUGAUCAGCAAGAACUGCACUUCCUGGAUUUAGUAGCAGUGUGCUUGUUGUUGAAGACUGCACAUCAUGGGGUAAGACAUACAAGAUUGUCAACUCUGCCGUCUUGCAGUGCAUUUGGUAAAUUACCGAGACUAUCGGGCGGUCACUUGCAACUGCACUGGUGCGUCUUGACGACUGGUUGCUUUCGAAGCAUACAGUCGUGGAACGCCAAACUAUACAGUCGUCACACCACAAGACACUCGAGGCACUCAUAUAAGUUUUUGUGUUCGUGUAGCCUAUUAUAGACUCUCGUUCUCACAGAAGUCCCCAACCUCCUCUAUUUAAUUUUCUUGUCUUUGCUUUUUUCUCUGCUCAUCUUUCAGUCUUUCAUUUCCCUUUACCCUUCCCCCAGUGCAGAAUAGGAAAUCAGUCUUCUUGGGUAACCUUCCUGCCUUUCCCACCCUGUUUAUCUCUCUCUCUAUCUCUUUACUGAGACUAUGUCACAGAAUGUGCCUAGCUUACCACAUUUCUUCAUUCAUCUGCCCCUAUUCAUUGGACUUUUGUGGUUCACUGUCUUUACUAGCCGUGAACAUUACAUUUGCACCUCACCAUGUGGUCAUGUCAUAAAUGCGUUGACAGCAGCAGCAAGGAUAAAAGAUGCCUAAAGCAUUGCGCCAGCAGAGUAGCGCUUUUGUCAUCAUGUGAGGUGGAGUACAUUCGCAGGCAUGCUCUCACCAGGAACCUGAUUUUGCCAGGUCUAUAGCAUCGGCACGUUGUCAAGGAAGCCGACACUCUUGUGCAUUUUACUCCAACUUGUAUGCAUGGCAUUGAAUUCUUUGUUCCCACAUUUGCUUCCCAUGUUGCUUUAUCUUUCAUAGCUUGUUCCACAUUCCCAGAUGUAGAAGGCAGCAAGGAAGUUUUGUGUUUCGGCAUAUGAAAUUUUUAUGCAUUUUGGCACCAAUUUGCAUUUCUGUGAAAACAGGAAAUUGUCGUGACGGUAGUAAUUUCUUCUGCAAACUGGAUGUUUUAACAGAGGCAGUUGCGUCAUAACAUUGACACGGAGAAUUUUGACUGAGAGACAGCUGCAUUUGAGUCACUGACGUUCUUGUGUAACAACAACCUUUGGUGCCAUUUCCAAAUGGGCAGCUGGUACGUUUUGUUUGCCUUCCAUUUGUAAAUUGGUGACUGAGCGAAAGCUGCCAUGUCUGAUGACAUUCAUCUCGGAAUUUAUUUUUAAUAGCCAGCCGAUGAAAACACAUAUGGUUAUUGAGAAAUCCGUACCUGAACCUGUAAGCUUUAUUGAAUAACUAGCUGUAUACCAUUUCUUGUGUACAAGCCACCCAGCCUUGUUGCUGCUUUCUGGCCAAAUAAAUGCUCAGCUUAAAAGAACAUGAUGCUCUGUGCUGUAAUCUGAUUCUCAAUUAAUAGUUAAUAAAAAGUCUGGCAGUCAGUUUUUAAUUAAUUGUGUGUGCUUUGAAAGAAAAUGCUUGUUUAUUUGAUUGAUUUGGUGAAAAUCGCAAGGUUGAAUGUGCGAAAUGCAAAAUUUGAUGAAGCGUCAACAGACCAUCUAGCCAUAGAUUCUCGCCUGCAGACACCAAUGGACCCAGAGGGCACCCCCCCCCCCCCCCCCCUCUUACCUCAGAGACAUGCUAAUGCGUUGACAAUGCUGCACAUGCAAUUUUUAUUUGUGACCUCCUUUUCGUGUAUCCAUAGUUUUCACCAGGAAACCUGGUGUUCAUCGCCACAACUCAAACGGGAACUAAAAGAUAAUUUCUGUGUCAGCAUGACUCAAACCACUGUCCUUGCGGCUUGCCCUUCUGCACAGAAAAUUUCCUGAAAUUUUCACUGUGAAGAAAGAAAAUGCAAAAGAACUAUUUUCUGGAAACAUUAAAAACAUCUGAGAAGUACCGUAGAACAUUAUUAGAUAGCUUAACAAAACCUAAAUACAAUGGUCCUUGCUUUAUGAAACGGCGCGAAUAACUAGUCGCACGACACAGCGACUGUGUUGUGUGCCUAUUUUCUGUGUCCCGUUAUUCGCGCUGUUUGCUAAAGAAUGUGUUCGUACCAACAAACCCGACUAGCCACUAUUCUGAAUGGUCCUUAGAAAGAGAUGUUUCCAUUGUUUAUGGCAAAACUUCCAAAAUUUUGAUCUAACCAUGAAAGCUAUGUUUGGAACAGAGGCUUGAAGGCUGCGUUGAGGCUUGCUGUACCAAGUUUCUUGGAGCAGUUUGUGCAAAUGCAGUGCAAGUUACUAUGUCGUCAGUUUCAAACGUGGGUUUACUAUGGGGAUGACCAAAUUGAAUGUCUGGGCGUGCUUAUUUGUGUUGAAUGACAGCAUUCUGCUUGCAGUUGCACAUUGAAAGUGUCCGUAUGAGAUGCAAGUCUGUAGUAAAUAAAUAACUUCUGCACAAUCGUA
Molecule: messenger RNA, 6239 nt
Organism: Dermacentor andersoni
Lineage: Eukaryota; Metazoa; Arthropoda; Arachnida; Ixodida; Ixodidae
Source: RefSeq, a predicted model, not a curated record